Xyrichtys novacula (pearly razorfish) is the source of this 24657-nucleotide messenger RNA. The record is from the annotation of a GenBank genome assembly. Lineage: Eukaryota; Metazoa; Chordata; Actinopteri; Labriformes; Labridae.
GACUCGGCUCGGCUCUUGUUAGCGCUGUCUGUCUGUGUUUACCUCCCAGCCCAGCGCUGCUGUACUGCGGCCAGCUGGACACACACCGCCAUCCAACAGCGCCAUCUCGCCCGAAAAAUACCGAUGUAAGCGGCCUGGCUUUCAAUCCUCUACGGAUUCCCUGCAUUGCUGUGUGUUAGUGACACCGUAGUAAAGGUGGGUUCGGUCUUUUAAUCCCCGCGCUCUGUGUUAACACUGCGCAUAGCAACGUUAGCUUAGCCUUAGCUGCCUUUCCUAUCCCGUGAUGGAGGAUUGUCAACAUGGCGCCCUCCAAAACAAACCAGUUGGUAGCUAGUUUGCUAACUGUUUGGCGUCUUCCUAAAGAGCCUUAGUUGCAGACGAAUUACUACAAGUGAGUUGCCUUGUUUGUUUUUCUUUCUUGGGAAGGUUGACAAGUUGACUCGCUCGUGUUUGACAGUCACCCGCGUUAGCUACGUAUCAGUUUAUUAGCAUUGCUAACCAAAUUAACUUAACGCAGCCUCCUGACCUGCUACCACAAAACUUUAACGCGAUUGUUUCAUUUCGAAAUAUUAAGAUGUUCACAAAGAUCAAUUAGAUGUAGUUAAAUCUGUAUUUUUGUCCCGAUAGCCGGUGGUUUUGACGCUAGUAACGUUAGCUAAGUUCUGCUUCUUGGUUGGCAGUGGCGUGGCCUACCUCUUUGUUGUAAAAUGUGCAAAAUGUUUGUAAAGCGACAGGAAAUUGUGAUUUUUUUUGUUAUUAUUUUGUAUUAUCAGUGUGGUAUUCUAGCUCCCCCGUCCCGGAACGGUCCAUUAAACUCAUGUCUGUGUUGAUAAGGAUGCUGUUGGACAGCUAACUGUGGAUAGGGUGUUAAAUCUUUGACAGCACUGUCUCCAUCUAUCCUGUGUGUCUGUCAUAGAUUAUUCUAUCAUUAUCGUAACAGAGCAGGACUCGAUCUGGAAGCCUGUCACUAUAUUGUAAUUUUGGAUAUGAACAUUCUACCAGUAAACAUCAAACACAAUCCAUCAGUAAAAGCCACUGGACACAUCCCAACUUUUGACUCUCUGUCAGCUCUGAUUCAAAGUACAAUAUUUACAACCUCAAUUCCAGAGGAGUUUGGAGGUUUUUAAAAAUGUUAACAAAGCAGGUUUAGAUUAUUUUAUAAAACAUUCAAAAUAGGUGACCAGCUCCACACUUUGGGGUCUCUCACGCUUUUCAUGGGUGACAUGCUGGACUCUUCUACUACCGAGCCAUACAGUUGUAAUACGUGUAGAGAGCAGUUCAUUUUUUAAAACGUCCUCACAAGCCUAGGUGGUUCAGAAUGCCAUUAAUCAACCUAAUUAUUUUGCAGAAUAGACAGUAUCAUAAUACAGUACUUUUCUGUUAUGCUGUACAAGUAUUGUAUUAUCAUACUGUUUGGUAUAUUGUGCAAUAUCCUACAAUUCAGUGCUGCAAACUGGUUUUCUAUACAUGACUUACUACACUCUGAGCUUGUACGUAGCCUAUUUCUUAAACCGCUUUAUUUCUACUAAUCUGCACUUUGUACGAAGUAUUGUAGUUUUUUAAUUAUACUACCGUAUUUUUCGCACCAUAAGGCGCACUUAAAAUCCUUUUUGCUUGUCGGAGCACUGCAGCUACCGUAGCCUUGCAGAGUUAUUGAAUGAGUUACAUGAAGUUUGACUUAUCUGACUGUUUUAUUUGGCUUAAUGCGCUUUAUAAUCCGGUGCGCCUAAUGUAUGAAAAUAGAUGCAAAUAGACGCGUUCAUUGAUGGUGCGCCUUAUAAUCAGGUGCGCUUAUAGUGGGAAAAAUAUGGUAAUUUUAUUUACGCUUCCAUUUCCUUUUUAUUAACAUAUGUAUUUUCAAGAGCAAGUGUCAUGACUUAAUUUCCUUUGGAUGAAAUAGAGAUUUCUGUUUCUAAUUCUCUUUCUGAUUAAUCAGCCUUACUGAUUAAUUGCUCUGAUGAUGAAAUGUUCUUUAAAUUCUUUGUAAUUUUAUUCUGAAGGAUAAUUUGGUCAAAUGUUAACGUGUUUGCUCAGCAUGACGUUGUUUAGUGUUACAUUGACCCUGUCUACAUAAUUUCCUGUGUUACUGGCAUCAUAUUCAGUCGGACCAUAAUUGUGAUUUAACAAAAACAGUUGACCAAACUAUGUGCUCUAGUUUCUUUCGUUUCUAGAGGAUCUUCUUCAGACUUGCAUGAUCAAAUAAGUUAUUUUGAUGCAGUUUUGUACUGAUCUGUGUCCAGUUUUGUCAUUGCGAUUUAUGCAAUUUUGCUCGGCCCUAUCUUGAGCAGUCAUUUAAAAAUAGUAACAAUCACAUAUCAUGUAUGUCGUAGAUGUAUCAUUGCCCCAUUGAGUCAUUGUUGCCUGGCUGUAUUUGAUAAUCUGUCAGAUUAAAAUUAAAAUGUCACAGCCCCUAUCAUUUUACCUGUGUGUCCCUCCAGCUAAGAUGAGGAAUUGAAACAUCCACUAGAUUGCCUGGUGAGAUGGAAACCCCAUUUAGCUUUCAAAUAAUUGUUCCAUCAAUAUCAAAUGAACGGUAAAACCUCUGCUCUUUGAAGAGACACAAAAAUGUCACUUGUAAAAAUUUCAAGUACUGGAUGUCUUUUACAGAGUUUUCUAAAUCUGUUGAACCUGGAGGAUAGAGCUAUUCGGUGUUGUUCAUUGAGAUCUAGACAUGACUUUGUAUUUGUGAACUUGAGCUCAGGAUUGAAAUGUAAAUAGACCCAGCUUGAGGGGAUGAUUACAUCACACGCCGACCUAAGACGCCCUCGCUCUAACCGUGACCAGAAAGUGAACCACAACAUUUCCCUUUGCUUGUUUUUAGCUGGCCGCAUGCUGUGUGUUGAUUUGAGCUACAUUUACAUAUAUUUUCAGGUGAUUCACCAUCAAAACAACCUACAUUUUCUCUUUCUUUCAUGCUCUUUUCAAACUAAACCUCAGUUCAUGCCCCUGAGAGAUAAGUGCGAUGAUGAACAUCCUCUUUCAACAUCUGUCUCAGCCUCCUCGUCGACCACAACAUGCAGCGAAGCCAAGAGUCUUGCUUCCUAUAAAAAUGCUCUGAGCAUUAUCAUACUUAGCUUCUGGCCACGAUUUAUGAAAGUGACAUCUUAGGUUUCACGGAUGGUUAGGAAGAGGAACGCAUAAAAUUGGAUUUGGAUUUCUCAAGAUAUUUGAGGAAGGACAGGCCUGUGCAGCAGAGGAGAGGGGAAAACUCGUAUUUUUCAGACCCUUUGAAGGUCUGCGAGAGUUUCGCAUGUCAAAUUGUCUCUGACAUUUACUUGUUUUUCUUUUGAUCCAAGCACAGCAGGGAGAGAAAUGAUCCGAGGCAUAAAAACUGUUCUCCUUAAUGGCAGCAUGACAUGAUUUUGAUAUCAUUUGUUUAUAUGUUAUCAGUGGUUCCCAAGCAAAAUGUGGUGCCAAUAUAUGGAUUUUCAAUAACUUGCGCCCAGAGAGAACAAAGAAUUUGAGCCUGGUUCUGAAUUUAAUCCUUAUAUUAGGCACCUGAAUUGAGCUGCUCCAAACAGGUGUAUGUAUUUUUUUCAUUUCUUAAUCUGCCGAUUUAAAUUCAUUUAUUGUCUAGUUUGCAGAAAUUUGUCUGUGACUUGUCAAAAAAAAAAAAAACUAAUCACAGCAGCUUAAAGAAAAACCCAAAUACUUUAUUUACAAAGUGACAGAAAAAGAUCAAAUUUCUGCAUUAGAGAAGUUAGAACCUGCGUCGACUGAUAUUGGUUCUUAAAUGUAGAUUAUAGUUAUUGUUAAUUCAUGAGACUGAUAUGCAUUGGCAGUAAAAAUUACAACUUUAUUCUUGUAGGAAAAUGACUGAAAAAUCUUAAUUGAGGAGAUCUUAAUUUUUGUGUCCAUAAUACUCUUUUGUGAGGAAGUUGGCUUCAUUGACAAUGUAAAACUCUGAAUAGAUAUCUUCAAACUGAGAAAUUAACUAUAUUUAUUUAGAAAAAAUAACUAAAAACUUCACCACCUCAUCCUUUGAAACAGUUGAAUUACCUGUGUCUAUGGGGAUGACGCCACUUUAUCAUACAUCUCUUUUGCUCAUUGAAGGCCACUGAUGCCUCAGUGACAACAGAGGUUGGUAAGGAAGUGUUCUGUACUUGAAUCUUUACCCAAUGAUGUCAGUUCUAGAAACUUCAUUGAUGUCAGUUCUAGAAUCUUACCCUCUGGCAUUGCUAAAUAACUUCACUCUACAGACUGCACCUUUGAGCCCUGGGGUCAGUUUUUCAUGUUAAUAGUUGGAAGGUUCUUUCUUCAACCUCAAUUUCCAAAAGUAUCUUUCAUAUUGACACAGAAAUGGUUUUGUAACUAAAAUUACAGGGGGAAGGAGUCAACCACAGUCACUCAUGCAAAUCCAAACCACCUCAGAGUAACAUGAGAGAUGAUACCUUUGAAUUUAACAUUGUAUUAAAGCUGCUGCACUCCUGUCCUUGGAGUUUAAGUUCUGCUGUUUCUUGGUUGUAAAUAUGUACACAUAACUAAAAGUAAUUUCAUCUGCUAAUUUGUCGUUUCCCUUUGUUUCCUGCAGUCGCGAUGAAUAAAGAAAUCAUGUCACGCGUGGUGAAGAAGAGGCAGGCGGACCCAAAGGUGGUCCAGUAUGUGUGGGCAGCCAUCGAGGUCAUUCGCAACCAGAAACAGAUCGCCAACAUGGACAGGAUCUCCAAGUAAGUAAACCGCAGAUAAGAAAAUCCUAUAAAGUAAAUCCUUUGUGGUAUAUCUGUGUGUUCACUAGAUAAAAAUCGUCCCAAGAACAAACCACACAGCAGAGAUUAUGCAGGAUAUACUGUGAGAUUUUCCCUCAGUCUCUAAAGUUUUGAUGUUGACAUCUUGACAGCUUUCUAUGACAGCCUGAGAUGGAGGCUUGCCAGUUUUGCCACUGAGUUGAUAGGCAGAGAUGUAAUGUGCAUUAACUUCCAUCCACGUUAUUAUGGGGUUUUCGGAAUCAAGUAUUUGACUUUACACUGUAUUUCUGCAGUAGCUCUACUUAUAGAAAUGUCAGACACUAUUAAUAAGCCUUGACAGAUUUUAACUGGGCACACUGCCCUGGAAGAUUAAAUUACACCUCAUUUUGCUGCUGCCAAGUGGAGCAAUGUGCUUUUAUUGUUGGGCAUAGUCCUCAUUGUGUUAAUACAAGGUGAUCUGUUGAGUUGUGUUUACACUGAAUGCCACACCAGACAGCAGCCAAUAGUGAGACAGACAGCUGUCAGAGUUCAGAUGUUUGUCAGCUGCUUUUCACACACUGUGAAGUUAAUUUACAGUUCAACCCCUCAGAUAAAGACUUAUCCGCAUAUGAGGGAUAUGAUUCUUUAGAGGGAAGCUCAUGUUGCUCAAACAUGUAAAUUGUUAACGUCUCUCUCGCGUCAGCCCUCUAUGAUUAGCAGACGCAGACACCAAACGAAACACUCAACACAUCUUAUACGGCAGGUUGGCGAGCACCUUGGAGCUGGCUGUCUGCCAAAUGAGUACAGGCGGCGAGAGGCUGUCGUCAUAGCAACAGUAAGCAGCGGCGGCAUACGUGCAAGCAGAGGAAAGCCCCAGCUCUCCUGCACAAGCAGCCCCCCCCUUCCCCUUCAAGCCCUUCUGUAUUUUAAUUUCACCCAGAGGGAAGAAUAAUGAGCUGCCCAUCCCUCUCUUUGAAUGAACUGUAAUAAGGCAGAAUCACAGCGAUACAUCAACCUGCUUCAAACCACCGACUCAAUCAUCAAUCCACCUAAACGCUGUGAAUAAUCAGGGAUAAGUCUAACCACCUGUGAAAUUUAUGGAAAUUUGGACUCGGGUUUCUGUUUUUCUCAGUGAGAUUUUUAAAUUAAGAUUUUACUCUCAACAUGUACAAACCUAAUUCCAAAAGAGCUAAAGCCGAGAGAAAUAUUUUAAUUUUGAUGAUUAACGUUUCAUUUACAGCCUAAGACAACAAAUCAACAGUUUCAUUGUGUAACAAAAGUAUACGUUCUUAAAAUUUUAUACCAGCAACAGAUUUUAAAAAUAUGAGAACAGGAACAACAAAGCACUUAAAAUGUGGUGUGAUUCUAAAAUAAAUUCUGGGAGAAGAUCUCACAGCUGAUUUUGUUUAUAUUCAGAGACUGUGUGAGCCAUUCCGGAAUGUCAGAAUCAACAGUGCAUAAUAUCAUGUUCUGUUCUAGAAUCGUACCCCAUUGAUGUCAGUUUUAGAAUCUUCUUUGAUGUCAGUUUUAGAAUCUUCAUUGAUGUCAGCUGUAGAACUUUAAUUGAUGUCAUUUCUAAUUGAUGUCAGUUUUAGAAUCUUCAUUGAUGUCAGUUUUAGAAUCUUACGCCAUUGAUGUCUGUUCUAGAAUCUUCUUUGAUGUCAGUUUUAGAAUCUUCAUUGAUGUCAGCUGUAGAACUUUAAUUGAUGUCAUUUCUAGAACCUUCAUUGAUGUCAGUUCUAGAAUCUUCUUUGAUGUCAGUUUUAGAAUCUUCUUUGAUGUCAGUUCUAGAAUCUUCUUUGAUGUCAGUUUUAGAAUCUUCUUUGAUGUCAGUUUUAGAAUCUUCAUUGAUGUCAGUUCUAGAAUCUUACGCCAUUGUUAUCAGUUUUAGAAUCUUCAUUGAUGUCAGUUCUAGAAUCUUCGCCCAUUGAUGUUGUGAUGCCAUUGCACAUCAUCACACAUCCAUGUUUUUACUUCCACCUGUCCAGGUACCUGAGCCGUAUUUUUGGCAUGCACCCUAAAGAGACCGCCAGACAGCUGAGCUUGGCUGUGAAGGACGGCCUGGUGGUGGAGACCCUGACUGUGGGCUGCAAGGGCUCCAAAGCCGGUAUCGAGCAGGAGGGGUACUGGCUGCCGGGGGAUGAGAUGGUAAGUACAAAAACAGUUUCCUGUGUCAAACAAAGUCAGUCCUGUUCUGUUCCAUCUGUGUUUCCUAAAGUACGACCUGUUACAUAUGUGUUCAUUCUGUGAGCAACGUUCUUGUUUUGGAGAAGCUGAAUAUCGUCUUACAGCUUACGCCAGAUCCUACUGACCAAUGAGAUAAUAAUGUAUUUGUUUAAUGUUUUUCAACAUGCAAUUGCAAAAUGAAUUUCAUUUUUAUUUCAUUAUUUAUCUGCUGCAAUUUUCUCAAGAAAUCCUGAUGUUAUAAAACAGUUAGGAAAAGCCCUUGUAAGAAGCAGAAAAAAUAAGUUACUGGGUCAGCUCAAACCCAUGGAAAUUGAUUUAUAAAAGAUUUCACAUUGUCGUCAGUCUCACAGUAUUAUGAUGAGUUUGUCGUUGAUGAUUUUACUCUGGACAGUCACCUCCAGUCUAAUAACGGCUCUCUGAAAGUCGGUAAAAUCUGUGUUAAUGAAGUUAUUACCUCAGGAGCUGUAUCGCUGACCUCCGCACAGACUAAGACCAGAUACAUCUGCCCAUCUGCCGGGUUUGCUCACAGUGUGAACACAGUGUUAACCGAGUCUCAGUACGCAGACACAUCAUGGAGCGAAUAAAACUCAUGAGCCAGAAGUUUUAAGUUUGAGGAAUAAGAGCCACGCUGCAGAGGUUCGGGUGUUCUUUCUGCAGACAGCUUUCUUCUGACGUGCUUAUGCAACCCUCUGCUGGGCUUCAUUAUGAGAUUAAUAUGUUUCUCAUUCCAAGUCUUUUCAUUUCCCCUUAUUUCCCCUGUUAGUCGUGAGGAUCAGUGCACAGAGUAGCAGUGUUUGGAUUUUUUCCUACGGUAGUGUUGCACUGAGUGUGUCGUUUCCCUGUGUCUGCACUACCUGGGGAGAAUCCACACGUCUUUGCCUAUUUGUUAUUCAAAGAGCACUUAAUGGAUUACUGCACAAGUGGCAUUAACAUGUAUCUGGUGGCUACUUUAAUCCUGGUGCUUCUUCUGCAGGGUACCAACACCUCUGCUAUAGCUGUUCUGCUUUAUACACAAUAAAACUAGGAGAGCAUUAUCAAUCUGUUUUGAGCGAGACACAUGCAGGUAUAAAGAGACAGAUUUCUUUGACAACCUGAAGGAAGACCUUUAACAUGAAGUAGUAGUCUAAAAACAGUGGUUUUAACCAGCAUCAGGUCAUACACAGAAGUGGUUCUCAACCUUUUGGACUCCGAAGACAGAGUGGAGACUGAUUGAUACAACAAGUCACUUGGUUUCGUGCCCAAACCUUCCUGCUUUCCAUCGUUGAAAAAAUAAAUGUUUGCUUCCUCUCCUUUUGUUACAGAAAUGUGCAGACAGGAAUCACAAUCAGCAGGACAGAAAAACAGAGAAAGAACCAGAGCUGAUAUUUUUAGUGUGUUUAAAACAUAUGUAGGCACAAAGUAGAAUAUCAGAUUAUAGUUCUGUGAUCUCCCUGUCUUUCUCUUCUUUUCUCUCCUCCUGUCUUCCUCUCUUUGUCGUUCUUCACAAACUCUUGUUGCACCUAAAGAUAAAAAUAAUCACUUUUUUCUGGGACCCCAGGAAAGUAGUUUAAGAUCCCUGUUGAGGUGGGAAGUAGUUUAUUGCUCGUAAGUGACUUAUUUGAGGAAAUGAAAAUUUAAAUUCCACCUAACUGACAAAUCCUAGUUUUUGUAAAACACCCAGAAAGCUGUGAAAACUGAGCACCUCGUGUUCCACACAGCACACGGAUGUCAGAAUCAGCAGGUAAAACGUGUCAAACUGGUAUGCAGAGUGUGGCUAACUCGCGAGCAAGUUCAGGCCUCUUUGCAUGUUGGUGUCGAACAGGUUGAUAUUUUCUUCACCCAACUUGUAAAUCUGGUGCUGACAGCAUCAGUUAAGACCACUCAGGAACCCAAGGUUGAGAACCAUCAAUGUGAGAGAAAUUCACAUUUUUAAAGCCCUGGGUAGACUUGUAGGGUACAAUAGUGAGAACCAUGUCUAACUGGGGAAUGCUGGUGUGUAAGGGGCUGUCUGCACAGAAAUGUUGAAAUGUUUAAGAAUAAAAAAUAUCCUGUAAAACUCUCAAGACUUGACACUGUUGGCCAGAGGAGCUCAGGUGGAUUUUGGCAGCAGGACUUUUAAAACACUACUCUCUGAAUCACUUGCAAUCACAGGAUCCCAAAGCGGAGGGAAGCAAGGUAAGGGCUGCAUUGUUAUAUUCCAAAUUUCAGGGUUUGUUCUUCAUUUGAUCACUUCAUCCCCCCUUCCCCACCUCGACUAACAUCAUUCUGUGAGAAAUCAGGUCUGCCACAUGCAGUGCGGUCAGGGAUUCGACUGAAUCUUUUAACGCAGGUCGACUAAAAACAAAAACAUAAGCAGCACACAGUAAGUUCUGGUUGGUGCAUUUGAUGAAGUCUUUGUAAAGCUCCCGAUAGAGUCUAAUUGCUGCACCUUUACUUUGAAAUUCUUACACAAGGUGGAGGCUGAUUUCCUGUUGGGAAUUGCCCCACAUUUUGCCAUUAAGUCCAGAGUGAAACACACGACCAGAAGCUACUUGCUGUCAUUCAGUUCCACCGUAAAAAAGCUUCAUGAAAGUCCGCUGCAGCGCUGUGUCGACGUGGCCAAAUUUCUUGCGGAAGUGAUCAGUGAUCUUGAUGAAAUCUGUUGCUCGCUACUCAUCUACAGAUGUGCUGUUGCUUGAUUAUUGUUCAAACACAAACUCUCACUCAGCGCAGCUCAAAGCUGCCAGAUACACUCAUGUGUCAAGUGAGAAAUUCAGCUCAAGCUGUGAUUAUUGUAAGUUCAAAUGAAUCUUUACACAAACAUAAAAUGACAAGCAAUGCUAGCAUAGCCGCAGGUUGGUAGCAAGCAUCUGUGCGUUUGUAGUUUUUUGGUCUUGGUAGUUGUAGUUCUCCUUACAGGGGUGUGUUCUGCUGUGAUCUUAACUUCUGUCUGGCAUGCUUAUUUUCUUUUUCUCCUCCAUUGACUGAUGAUGAAGCAGGGUGGAGUUGGAUAUAGUGAUGGAGAGGAGGGGGUUAGUUAUGCUAUUUUGGGGUUUUAUGCUAGUAACCCAGCUGACUGGUUCUUUCAGGUUUAGGGUUAGAGUUUGAAAAUGAGAACCACAGUAAAGCAGUUUGUAAGUGGAGACAGUCUCGUCUCUGCAGGUACCUGGAUUAAAUUCAGCUGGUGUGUGCUGUGUGUUUAUUUUGACCUCAGAAAAUUGACUUCUCGGACUGAUGACUGUGUGUAGGAGGUGGUUAUAUAGCCCAUUAAUUAUUAAAGAAAAGCCAGAGAAAUGGCCUGAAACUCUAGAAGGGAACAACUGCAAUGGUUACAAAUCAAAAUCUGAUUAAUUGGAAGAAGUCCUAAAGGAAAUAAUCACAAUUACAACUUGUAGAACUCCUUCAGCAAACAAUCUCAUCGAGUCAGUCAUGAGUUUAAAGUCCUCUUAAAUUUAAUAUGGUUGAGAGUUGACUGAUAUUUGGGGCUGAUACAAAACCAAUUAUUAGUAGUUCAUGAGACCGAUAACCAAUAUAUGGAAAUGAUAUGUGUUGACAAACUUCUACUUAAAAGCCGUCUCAAAUGUUAAAUCAGAUCUAAAUGUUGAGCAUCUUACACAAGAGUUGAUGGAACUCUGGGACAUGUAGCCAAUCAUAUUGUGUUGUUGGCGGGGCGUUAGGUAAGACAACCUGGUACAAGGAAACAGACUCAGAAGAAAAGUCAAAGUAGCUCACCUUUUAAACAGUUGAUUCUGUCGGCCAUCUUUUAAAUGAAAGACCGAUACAGAUAAUCCGUCAAGGUUGAUAAUCAGUCUACUGCUAAAUAUGAUGUUAAUGUAAAGUUGGAAAGUUAGAAUGUCCCAUUUAAAGUGGAGGUGAGACGAAAUACCGACAUGACAAUAUAUCAUCAUCCUUAUCUGUGUGAUACAAUAAUGAUAAGCUGAAGUGAAAAGCAGCUAGACCUAACCUGUAUCGUGUCGUACAUUAUAGGGGUGCCCCGAUCCAAUAUCAGGUAUCGGUCCGAUAUCAGCUAAAAAACAAAUAUUGGAUUCUAUCGCUUCAACCACUUCUACAUACAGUCACGGCCUCAGAUCACCAAAGACUACUUAACUGAUCAUAUUCUUUUCAAAGUUAAAGUCCAAAUCUUGAAAAUUAGUUAAAAGUGCACCGCCUAUUGUUUAAAUGGAUUAAGUCCAGGUUAUCUGCGAGUACCUGCUCUGAGUUUUAGCUCAUUUAAGGGUAAUUUUCCCAUUAAAAAACAGUAUGAAAAAUGUUCGAUGCUUUGUUGAUCGUGUGAAAGUUUGGUGGUUUAACUAAUGUCAAUCCGUGCACCCGUGAUGCAUGAUAACAAACAUGAUAUGAUGUGUUGAUGCACUUAAAGAAUAAUGAUUGAGUCAAAAAAAAAAAAAAAAGCACAAAUACACAUUAUUUCAUUUUAAUGACUAACACGUUAUUUUAAAUGGAUCUUCCUUUCUUCAGGUGUCUCUCCUUCCUCCUCAAUGAUCUUACUUUGUUUUAACAUUUUUAAAUGUGUGCAGUGCUAUUAAAUAACCUUAACUACCAAUCGUGACAUUUUAUAAGCCCAUUAGUUUAAUGGGUUUGAAUUACAAGGUAGCAACGGUGCUUCCAACCUCAAAAAACAAGGAGCACCGUCAAAAAUUUAGGAUCACCUUCUGGAAGUGAAAGAGCACCACAACAUACUGCAGAAGGGAUGUUGCUUUAACCUGACUCCGACAGGCCUUACAGUCAACACAGUGCAGUCAACCCUGUUCCUCUACGUUGAAAUGGAGUCAGUGAUUUAAUCAAGAUACGUCCGAAAAACACUGACGAAUACAUGUUUUGUUUUUGUUAAGAAAAUGAUGAGGCAGUGUCAGACAUUCAGCAUCUGUGAUACAACCAAAGUAAGUUUUACGUUUGACAUCUUUUGCCGUUAUUUCUGUCAGCAGCUCAGAGUCAGAGCCUUGGUUUAUCCUGGUGUGGAGAUUAUGUGGUUUUGGUGGUCAUGAUAAACUCUAAAUCAUCGGCAGUAAACCGAUUCUCCGUUCAGCGCCUGUUUAGACCCAUUUGUAACCCAGUUAGCUAAGCAUUUUAAUUAAGCAGAUGGUGGUAGGGCUGGGCGAUCUUGCCUCAAAUCAAUAUCACAAUAUAUUGAUCAGUUCACCUCAAUAACAACAAAUGGAUGAUAACUACUCCACAAGCUGCUCACCCCCUCCCACAUUAACUCCUUCUACUUCAACCGCUACAACUUUUGAACCGUCCUCCAUCUCCUCACCUGUCUUUCCCUCUUUGUUACGGACUGGAUGGGGUGGAGUCACGUCUCUGAGACCAUAUCCUACCUACACACAUCCAAAACCAACUUUGAUUUAUUUAUUUGUUUGACGCCGAAUAUACCGAUAUGGGCAAAAUGACGUCGGUUAUUGUCGUAAAUUUCGGUACUGGCAAAUUUUCGGUUUACCACCCAGCCCUACUGGGUGGAAAAUAAAAAGGUUUUGAGGACAGCAAAGUCCACCUCGACAAAAAUCUGUAUUCCACCUUGCCGCAGUCUUGUUAUGCUAAUCUGUGUUUGGUACCAGGUCUAGGAAAUCUCUCUCAGUGCAGCUCUUGAGUUACUGAACUCAAAGUUGUGCUGUUGUUGUCGUAGUUUCCAUUCAUGGGCCUUUAUUCCGUCCGUGCUCCUGUUGAGUCUCACUUUGCUGGAACGGCAGACGCUGUGUCCUUGGCUCAGAGAGCUGCAGCCUUUUGAAGUCGGCCACUCGUCUUUCAUCAGAGACUCCCAACAAUAGUGAAGUGCCUGUUGACAUCCGCCAGAACUGGAGCACCAUUUCUGUUUCGCCAAGUGUUUGUGGGGGUGAAGAGUCCUCUAACGCUCCUUUUAAAGUAGACGUCCUUCGAGGAAUCCGUGGAUGGGUUUGCGGAGGAUAUUCGCACGUUUACGGCCUCAAGUUGCGAAUCCUUGGAGGAUCUUGAAACUCCGUCGUUAAAAUCAGAGGUCUUGGCAUUGUGUGCUCCAAGUGACAUGGAAAAAAUCUGUCAAGUUUUGGAAGCAAAUGAAGAAGUAGUUUGUUUUAUUUUACUCAACAAACAGCAUAAAAACACACGGAGAAAGGAUGAAGAAUCAGGCUGAAGUUGUUGGUUUUUUUUAGCUUUUAUUGAGCGGCACUCAGUCACGACUCUUUCCUGCAGAGUCGGUCCAGACUGUGAGUGGGGGGAGUUGGACUCUUGACAGGUUGAUGAGUAGUUAGCGGUCCAUACUUCCUGUCACUGUGCCCUCAACAUGAACCCCUGAAUGAGAAUAAGACAAUAUUACUACAGCAUGUGUGUGAAAAUACAGAUUAAAUAGUCGAGGAGUAUUUUCAGCAAGUGUCGAACCAACCAGGAUCUGUAACAACUCUGAGAUUUCUGUUUUAAUCACACAGCUUCUGCUCUUUGCCAGAAGUUUCUAAACUCCUUUUGAAUUCACAAACCUGAGAGCUAGCUUUAAUCCCAGACGGAGGAUUUAGAAAGCCGUUUCCUCCCCUGCUGUGGUUGGCGGGUUGGAGGGGGGGGUCACCCAAACUUGUGCUCUGCUGUGUCUUUCCCGCAGGAGUGGGAGACAGAGAGUCACGACUGGUACUGUUUCGAGUGUCAUUUACCGGGUGACGUCCUCACCUGCGACAACUGCUUCCGGGUUUAUCAUCUCAAGUGUCUGUCAGAGGAGUUCAAGCCAAGAGACGGAGGGUCCCACUGGCAGUGUGUUGUCUGCAGGGUAAGUAUUUGCACGUAUGCGUUUGUGUACUUUUACUAUUUUCCUGUAAUGUCGUGUUACGCUGGGAUUUCAAUGCGUACAGAUCUGCUCUGGAACGGCAGGCGGAUCAAAAACACAAGCAAACAGCGCCCACCGGAUCUGAUCGCGAUAUUACCGAUAUUUCUUGCGAGACUGGAUGAGAUCUCAUGAGAUCUUGCAUGUUUCACCGUAAGACAUUGAAUUAGUACGGCGGUGUAUAUAAACACCAACAUCCCACAACCCUGGGCCCUCUCAUUAACUGAAGAACAGUUCAACGUAUCGACUUUAUUUUAUUUUGAAAAUUAACUGGAUAUUUUACUCUGUAGCUCCAUACAACUUCCGCUGCUGCUCAUGCUGCGCUGGAUUGAUGCACUGUGCUGUGGCGUCCGGCAAAAAUAGAAGCCGUGCGUAUCUAAACUGACUGCCGGAGCAGAUCCACAGUGGACGGAUUGUGUGUGAUCACGUACAUUGAUUAUAAUGCCUGCAUAUUCGACCAAGCUGCCAUUCCGGAGCGCAGCGCAGCCGUUGCGUAUCCUGUGGAAUUUAGCCGUUAGACUAUGUUUUGCUAGCUAACCAUCUGGAUGCACAGAGCGCAAAAAGGUCGGCUUGAUCAGUGUGUGUUCUCUGUGUGCAUACAGAAAGAUGUAUUAUUAUUAUUAUUUAUAUUAUUUUAUGGAACAGAUUUAAACUUUGACGUUCAGACUGGAAUCCAAAAGACACAUUUACUUCAUUUAAGUGGUAAAGAAAAACGGUGUUAGCUUUGUUGUGCUAGCUGAUCAUUUUUAAGUCUGAUAACAGAAGAAAACACUCGCUCAUAUUUGACCUCUUGUAACUUUUUCUCUCUCUGCCGACUUCUCUUUUCUUCUCGUAUCUUUUUAUUUGAUCGUGAUUUUAUUUGUUAUAGUUGUGUCUGUUUGGGAAAACACCAGGGUUAAAGGGUCAAAGCAGAUCCUGCUGUGAUUGAAAAACUCUCUCUUUCUUUGUCCUCUUUCUCCACGUCAUCCGUCCUCCUGCAGGGAAGUAAAAAGAAGAACCUGAACAAACAGGAGAUGAGUAAAUAUCUGCGCUUCAUCGUGCAGCGGAUGAAGGAGAGGGUAAGAGGAAACGUUCUCGCCGUUUCAAAUACUGAAUGUUAUGGUUGGUACUGAAAGUCUUAGUUCUCCAUUAGCUGAAUCUGUUACGUGGCGUUUUGGCCUCUUCACAUUUUCUACAGUUUUAACCACCAGCAGCUCAAACUUCACUCCUCCUCCUCCUCUUAGCAAGAAUAAAAACAGCCUUCUCACUCCUCCUCUUAUUACACCGCCCUUCCUCUUUCCCAUCCAUUACACCUCUGUCUGCUCAUUUCCUCCAUCCAUUCUUUAACUUCUCCUCUCUCCUCCCUCGCUCUCUAACCACCUCUCUGUGUGGAAAGCUUGUUUUAAAUCUCAUUACUUCUCCUCCACCUCUCUCUGCAUCCCUCCAUCAUCCAGCCACUCCCCAUCGAAUCUCAUUAUUUAUCCUCCAUGCUGCCUCUCAAGUGUCCUCCCUACAUCACUCCCUCUCUCUCUCUCCCUCUCUCUCUCCUUCCUCUGUAUAAAGUAGUAUUAAAUCAUUAUCCCUCCUCUGCUCUGCAGGCCGUGGACCUGAACAAGAAAGGCAAAGACACUAAACACCCCAUGUACAAACGGCUGAUCCACACCGCGCUGGACGUCACAAACAUCCAAGAGGUAAUCAUCCUUCCUGAUGACGACCUCUCGCUGCCAUAAACCUUUUUUUACUGCCUGUUUUUAUUCACCUCAUUAUUCUAUAAUGGUCCAGAAGUUUUUCCUUUGUCCUUCACUCUUACUGAACGAUAACCCUGUCACUAGCUACGUUUCCAUGGGCAACAUUUCUUAAUCCCAUCAAAAAUUUGAAGGAUCGGAUAUUAUGGGUGCAAAAAUAACUCAUGUGUAAAUAGUAGAUAACUUUUAGAGACAUAUUAUGUGAGACAACAGACAAUUGAAUUUCCCUUUGGAGAUUAAUAUUGUUCUUCUUAUUCUUAAAAUCAAAUAAUCCGAUCAUGGCGUGCGUAGAUAUAUACCAAGUUCCGUUCACGUUGGAAGCGUUUGGACACGCGCAGUGUUCUGAUUUUAUUAAAACAACCGCAGAAGAAGAAGAGUAGUUUUGACGCCUGUGCUGUCAACAAACCAACAAACGCAAUCGUUGCUCACGCCAUCCAAUUCAGGAUUUUCCCCUCUGUUAAAUUUUGCCACUAGGUGGCGCCCAAAGAUUACGCUGUGCGUGUAGAUGUGACAUCAUUACGCUGUAAAGGCCUUGUUAUGUUACCGGAGGAGCGGACACGGCACGAAACCUCCUGGACUGACCUUCAUAAAUAAACCAAAGGCUAAAGAGUGAAGACCGAGUCACGAUGGGAAUAAGUGUUCACAUGGACGUGUUUCGGAAUAACGAUCGGCAUAAACCACCCUUCUCUAUCGGAAUACAAUUUCUUCCCGAUUGAGACGAAUUGGAUCAGAAUCUUCCGAUCGACACGUUUACAUGACGCAUUUUUAUUCUGAUCGGGAAUUUAUUCUGAUUAUUUGUAGCUAAUGUAUAAAGUGUGGCUACCAUUAGCAGAGCUAGCACCACCUUCGCAUGUUAAAGUCACACAUGACUCUGUGUUACUUUAACUUUGCCUAAAGAAGCGGCUCUUUGUUCACUCUCCCUUUACUGCACUUGACCCUGAGCUUAUCUGGACACUUUCUGCUGUUAAUAUACAAACCAGUGAGUUUGGCAGGCGUAGAUUUAGUGUGAUACUGUCUGUGUGUGUGUGUGUGUGUGUGUGUGUGUGUGUGUGUGAGAGAGAAAGAGAGAGGUCGGGCAGGACUCUUUGGUCAGCGGUGCAUCACACCAGAACUCAGCCGGUCUUUGGAGCGCUGCCCAGACCUCAGUGUGUGUGUGUGUGUGUUCCUGUGUGUGUGUGUUCCUGUGUGUGUGUGUGUGUGUGUGUGUGUGUGUGUGUGUGUGUGUGUGUGUGUGUGUGUGUGUGUGUCAGUGUUAAUAAGUACACCGCCCUGUCCUGGACCUCUCAUGUCGGUCACCACACACAAACCCAGCAUGUGAAAAAACGUCUUUGUCCUCGUUCCCAAACUUUUCAGCCUGAUUGAACUUUAAUCAGCGUAAAAGUUUCAGGAAUAAAUUUGAGUUUAAAUUUAAAUCAAAGUUCAGAAUGAUUAAAUGUUUGUUAAAUGUUGAAAAAAUUGUGUUUCUGCAGAACCUGUCUGAAGGAAAAUAUAAAAGCUUCGAGGAGUUUAAAGCAGACGCACAGCUCAUCGUUCACAACACAGCCAUCCUGUACGGCGGUGAGUCAAAGACAUUCAUUCAAACAUGUUUCUCUGAGUUAUUCUUGAUUUAUCGGAUAUUUGCUUCAUCUUAUUUCUCUAGAUUUUAAUUUCAACAUCUUAUACUCUAACGUUUGUUUGUUACAGUUCACAGCGAUCAGGCAGAGAUCGCACGGCUGCUCUUCAGCGACACGUGUCACGAGGUUGAACAUCUCUAAAGUUGUAACGUUCAGCUGGUGCGGGUUUGACCGUUUUUAACUCAUCUCUUUUAAAAUCUUCUCUCUUCCAGUUAAACGAGUUGUUGUUGUGUAAGAACUGUUUCUACCUGUCCAACGCCCGGCCGGACAACUGGUUCUGUUACCCAUGUGUGAGUACAACCAAACCUAACACAAUAAAAGAGUAGAAUUAGACUUGGUGUUUGCUGGAGCUGAGCUUAAAUCCAUGACGAUCAUCAUGUCUCUUUAUGUGUGUUUGUGUUUUCUGCAGAGUCCCAGUCAUGACCUGGUUUGGGCCAAAAUGAAAGGGUUUGGUUACUGGCCAGCCAAGGUCCUUCAGAGGGAGGACAAUCAGGUGGACGUACGCUUCUUUGGCCACCAACACCAGAGGUGAGCAGCACAGAGGCUCAGUCGAGACACCCACAAAAUAUCUCGAUAAUCAUAUUGUUCAAAACAAGGUAGGGCUGGGCGAUAUGGCCUCAAAUCAAUAUCACUUCAGCCGCCGUUCCAGCGUCUUAAAGGGACACGAGACCUUAGCCUAUCUACACACAUUCAAAACCAACUUUUAUUUAUUUUUUGACAUCAAAUACACCGAUACUGGCAAAAUGACGUUGGUUAUUGUCGUAAAUUUCAGUAUCUGUAAAUGUUCAGUUUAUCGCCUGAAGCCUGAAAAUCUCGUAUUUUCCCUCCCCUUAGAGCGUGGAUCCCCUCAGACAACAUCCAGGACAUCAAGGUGAGCGUCCAGCAGCUGCAGGUGAAGCGCAGCAACGGCUGGAAGAAGGCGUGCGAGGAGCUGGAGGUCUACCAGCGCUUCCUCAGAGAGGGCCGCUUCUGGAAAACGAAGAUGGAGGAGAGCACCAUGCAGCACCACCAGCAGAGCCAACAGAGCCAACAGAGCCAGAGCCAGAGCCAGCGGCCGCAGCAGCAACAGCAGCAGCAGCAACAGGAGGGCAACGGGAGGACGGAGAGGCUGGAGAGGACGGACGAAGCCGAGUCCAGCAUCUCCUCCACCAGCAACGAGCAGGUCCGACAUGUGAGUAAUAGAGCAUGACACGGGAGCGGAAUUUCCAGUCCAGGUGGUCCCUCUACUCUUUAAAACUGAGGAUGCAGCAUCUGUGAUUUCCAGUUCUAUGUUGAAAGUCCAGUUGCCCUUUUCAGAAGUGUUCGAUUUUGAUCAGGGAUGUGCCGAUAUACGAUUUAAUCGCGAUAUGGGAUAUUAAACGGCUGCGAUGAUGAAAUCGUAGGGUACUGUAACAAUCGUUCCAGCAUGAAUGGAGCGUCACAGAUGUGGAAGAUACCCGUGACAUGGACUCAGAUGAUCCUCAGACCAUCAGGGACGCUGGUUUAGAACUGAGGGCUGUUAAUGUGACGGGAAAGGAUGUUGAUGGUUUCUAGAUUUACACACAGUCAUUUUUUAUUAAUUUAUCAUUGUUAAUUGGACUUUGAAGAUGUAGAUGUUCAAACUCACUCUGAAUAUUUCUACCUUCAUUCAUCCACCUCAAAGAAAAACCAUGUGGAGAUUCAGAGAAUAACUGCAGAGGUAAAUUUGGUAGGUGGCGACAUCUAGUGGCUGGAUGACGCUACCUACCAGUGGGGUGUCAGCUUUAAAAAGUACAAACACAAUUAAAACAGCAAAAGCAAAACUUUAAACAACUUAUACGGUUUUUAGGAUUUCAAGGAUGUGAAGAUACUUCAGAACUAAAAUUUCUCAUGAAGCGUUCAUACCCUGUCUAGUCCUUUCUCUAAUUUGUCCCUCCUCAGCACAGAUCUGACACAGAAAGACAGACAAAGAUAUUUUUAUAAGAAUGUGUUUUUUCCUCUCCGCAGCUCAAAGGCAGCCAAGAGCCCAAGGCGAAGAAAAGCCGUCGAUCUCAAAUGGUCGAGCCCAAAGAAGAAGCCAGUGUAAGUCGUCAGAACUCAGAAACCCAAAGUUUCAGAUCUUUGUCACUUUUGUUUGUUCUUUAGUCUCCUUAAUUAUAUCAAAAUGUCCGCCCUCUAUCUCCCUCGUCAUUCAGGACCCAGAGCCAGAGAUGGAGGCGGUCAGCUCCAGCCAGGAGAUCCCGGUGUCCUCGGCGCCGCAGCAGCCCGAGAAGCUGUCGGUGUCCACGCAGACGAAGAAGGCAAACGGAGGGUCGCCUCGCACGCUGCACCGCGGCACCCAAACCAACAGCGAUGGCGCCUGCCAGAACAUGUGCCACGAGAAAUACACGAAGGUCUUCAACGACGUGAAGGAGAUGAUGAAGGCCGACAACAAGCGGGAGACGGAGCGGGUCGUCAGAGAAGCCCUGGAGAAGGUUCGUGUGACGAUUGCUCGAAGAUCUGUAUCUCUGAGAGUUUGAUCGUACUCAAAACACGUCUGCUUUUCGUUUCUCUGUUUAGCUUCGAGCGGAGAUGGAGGAGGAGAAGCGCCAGGCCGUGAGUAAGGCGGUGGCCGGAGCUCAGGCGGAGAUGGAGAGGAAGUGUAAGCAGGUGAAGGAGAAGUGUAAAGAGGAGCUGGUGGAGGAGGUGAAGAAGCUGGUGGCUCAACACAAACAGCUCAUCUCCCAGACUAAGAAGAAGCAGUGGGUAAGUCCUGGACCAGAUUACAAAUCAGAUUACAGACGUCUCCGUCCUAUUUUUAAUAAAAGUAAAUCUCAGAAACUUCUGGAGGGAAGAUCUUUUAUCUUUAAUCAGACUCAGGGAUGCAGAGAUUAAAGAAGUUUUUAGUGAAGUGGGUUUAUGACGCUCACUUUGGGAUCAUGCUAGUGUGCUCCGUAAUAGUCCGAGUCACUGCGUCACUUUUUCUUGUGUGGUUGGUCAGGAGUGUAACCCUGUCUCCUAACCAUGAGGCCUCCUCUGAAAAGAACUGCGCAAAUCCUUGAGUUGCCAAGUCAAGAUCAUUAGCCGAAAGUUCGGAUUACAACCCUAGCAAAAUGCGACUCCUGGAUCCGAAUCCAGGACGAACGCCGUUUACGUGUAAAUCUGUGACAGCGGGUAAUUCUCCGUCUUUGUUUCCAGUGUUAUAACUGCGAGGAGGAGGCGAUGUACCACUGCUGCUGGAACACCUCGUACUGCUCCAUCAAGUGUCAGCAGGAGCACUGGCACGCCGAUCACAAACGGACCUGCCGCAGGAAGAGAUGAACAAGCCCCGCCCCUUCUCACCGAACACAGUGCGCCAUUGGCUCUUGCCCACCCUUCGUCCUCUUCCUCCUCCUUUCAGUCAGUGUCUACAACCCCCUCCCCCACAAACACACACACACCUACACACACCUGUCCCUCCUGCUUCUCUACUUGCCUUCCUGAACACUUUGUGGACCCGAUGUUCUCUGCGUGAAAAGAGCAGUUUGUUCCUCUUAUGGUUUUAUUUCUAUUAUUUAAUGUAACCAUGAAUUGAUUUUUCUUUUUUUCUUUUUCUCUGAAUUGUGGACAGAUUGUUUGAGAGCACGGCUCGAAAUGCUAUAAAUUUUCUUUCUUUUUAUUCUUUACUGAAGUGCUAAUUUUGAGCUCGUGUCGGAGGAUGUUAUUUAAGUGUUUAGUAUCAGAUGAGCAUUAAUACUGAUGAGCGUUUUAUUACCUGAAUUUUUAGAGAAAAAUCACUUUUCUUACUGUAUAUGACACAAAAACUCACCAACGAACUUAGAGAGAAAAUGAAAACUCAUCGUAAUAACCAUCGCAGCGUUUAACCGGCUCUGCUUUCACUGAAAAUUUCAGUAUGACAAAAAGUUGUUGAUAGGCAAUAUGGCUCACAGACGUUAAUAUAUUAUGUUGUUUUCAUAAAUCUAUUGGGGUGGAUGGCACCUUCGAUCAUUUCUACCUAAAAUCUUAUCGUCUUCACGUCACUUAUUGGGAACAGGGUCAUGCCAGAGGUCGGCCUUAAAAAACGUCGACUAGAUAAAUCUUCCAUGUAAUUUUAUUGUUUUUAUUAAAAAUUAAUGUUAUUAUGCACAUUUUUUGGGGGGUCUUGUACUUUAAAAAGACGAAAAAUUUUACGAUUCAGAUACAAAAAUAUACCUUUUUGAUUGGUAUCGCAAUUGUGGCCGAGCUGGAUCUGAGGGAAGUUCCACGACCGUUCACAUUUUUGCACACUUCAUCUUCCUAAAUGCUUGUAAUAUUGCCAAAAAUCAGACGUUUUGGUGGAACGGAUAAUAGACUGUAUGUUAAAAGUUGACGCAGCAAUGCUAGCAUUUUACUGAAUUUGCCUUCGGGGAUGAAUAAAGUUGUUCUUCUUCUGUUCUUCUUCUUAGCGUCACACAUUAAUUCGUUAAAAACAGUUCUGAAGCCUCAGUUUUGGCACUUUUUGCUGCUGUUUUUGGGGUCGAGCUGUGACCAUGUUUGAAGAAAGUUGCCGACUUUUGUAAGAUGUUGCUAUAAUAAAAUACCGAUCUGAAAUCAUGCCGAGUUAAUUGAUAUGUGACGAGGGAUGGGAAUCAAAACCUUGGUCUAAAGCACUGAUUCGCAACAGGUCACGACCUAAAUUGAGGAAAUUUACAACUUCUCAAAUUUAUUUAUCGAAAAAUUUUGCAGAAUCUAAAAAGUUUUUGAUUCCCUUCUCGAAACGUAAAACUAGGAAAUCUUACUAUCAACGCAUCAAAUAAAAAAAUUCAGAGUUAAUUAUCAAGUGAUGAGCAGGUUCAUUUUCAAAGAGUUUAAUACAAUCAUGCUUUUUUCGUAUUGUGGCCCCCUGGUGGCAGUUAGAAGAACUGCAGGUUGAAGACAUAUCGGCUACGUCAAUUUCUUACACACAGUCUAUGAUUCCGCUUGAGAAGAUCUGGUAACUUCUCCCUCCCUCAUCGCCCUCCUAAAGCUGAAAAAGUGAUGUAUAUUUUUCCGAGCGUCGUCAGUGUCAUUUUUUUUAUAGUGAUGUACACUAAAAAACGAAAAAAAAAACACGUUCUUUUUUUAUCCUGAAGUGACUAGCUUUGAGACUCUUUCACUGCUUAUGCUGUAGUUGGUGGUCAGUGCCUGUUUCUGUUUUUUUUUCUUUUUCUCAUCCUCUCCUCCUCACUUCAUGCAUGUGGAUAGAUUCAUAGUUUGUCUUUUCUACGUUCAUUACGGUAAAAACAAACAAACAAAAAAAAGACGAUCGAGGAAACCAGGAGCUCUCUGGUGUCUGAUUAACAGUGAUGACGGAUGGACCAAUAUAAAACAUUAUGCAAAUGUGAAUGAUCAAAUUAACCUUUUCUAGAGUUUCUCCUGCGCUGGAUGUCGAGUGUCUGUGAUGUAUAAAUUUGGUGCUUGGAAUCCUUUAUGUGAUUUUUUCAGAGGCAAUGAGAUUGCCGAUUUUAUUUUCUUUUUUGGGGGAGUGAAACUUACAAACUUUUUGACUGUUUCCUCAGUUAUGAAGAUUAACUGAACAGAGGAAGAUAAUCCAGUUACUCUGUAUAGAAACAUCGCUUUUUUAUUUUAUACACAGGUUACUGUUAAUCAGUUUAUGUAUCUGUGAACAUGUGACAAAUAAAAUACCGUAAAUUCUCUUGUAGUGGGCAGAAACUUUUGUUCACCUCUAGUUCAGAGAGGACCAGGAACUUAUUUAUAGUUUAAUCAAAUGUCCUGAUGCCUUUUUUUUUUGCUGAAGAUUUUUUUUUCACAAUUAAAAAAGUCACUUAAAAUUUUUAAUGUUCUGCACACUAGCUUAAUGUUUUGAGCAUAACUGCAAUAUAACAAGAAUAAAGUUGGAUCAUUUUAGGAGACUAAAAUUUGGAAAUUUACUUCUUUAAGUUGAUCAGUUAUUUAAAUUAAGUCUAAAAUUUGACAAGAAUAAAAUUGUAAAUUACGAGAACUUAGUCAUAGAUUAACAAAAAUGAUUUUUUUAAGAAUAAGCGAUUUUAUAAAAAUACUGUCAGAAAUUCAUAUUUUUGUCAAAACGUCGCAAUAUUACGAGAAUUGAGUCAAAAUUUUCUUGGAUGAAGUCUUCGAAUAAAACCUUUAAAUAAUUUCUUUCCUACUUCCCGUUCCUCCAAUCCUACUAAAUCUGAUUCGUGAUGUAUAGUUUAAAAAAAAUUAAUAAUAUACGGUAACUGUUAUUCCAGACUUUUAAGACCUCAAAAGGUCCCACUAUUAGAGACUUUACGGUACCUGUUCUGGACUUUCAACCCAAUUAAAGGGCACAUGAUCAGAUAUUUUACAGUAACUAUUUUUCAAGAAUUUCAAGAUCUUAAAAAGGUCAGAUAUUACCGAUUUUAGGGUACCUGAUAUUUUACUCUUUCAAAUUUUAAAAAGCAGACUAUUGGGAAUUUUACAGUCACUAUUUUUCUAGACUUUUUAAGACCUCAAAAAGGCCCACUAUUAGGGAUUUUACUGUACCGGUUGUUCUAGACUGUCAAAACACAAAAAGUAAGACAAUUAGAAGAUCUAUGGUGACUUUUUCUAGACUUCAGGAGCUCUAAAAGUCCCACUAUUAGAGAUUUUACAGUAAUUGACGUUCCAGAUUUUGACACUUAAAAAGAGCCCACUAUUAGGGAUUUUACGGUAACUUUUACUAGACUUUCCAGACUUCAAAUGUUGAGCCUUUUAUUUCUGAUUUUUUGCUUUUGAACUCUGUAUCACUCUCAUAAUGUUACUGUACAGUUCAGCUUCUGUUCUCACUUUUUCUUCUGCCUUUUUUUUCUAAUAACAGAUUCUGGAAAAAGUUCUCUUUUUCCAGCUUCAAGCUCAACCAUCUUAUUCUCUUUUACCAUCGAUGCACUACAUGUAAAUAAAAGGCCAUGUUCUCAUUAUCUCCUCCCUCAUAUUGUAUUUACAGUGUAUAUUAAUUCACAGAUACUUCAGCCGGUUUUGUUUUCUCUGUGCUUACAGCGAACCUGAUGACUGUUAGUUCUCAUUUUGUACAGUGUACAACCAUUUUCAUAUCAGCCUGUUGUUACCGCUCUGAGUUUUUGUCAUUUCGGCAUUUUUUUUUGUAUGUAUUAUUCUAACCUCAGCGAGAACUUCACAGCGCAUUUCAGUGAGUCUAUUCAUUUCAGUGUGAAAUAUCCUCUCAGACGGACACACUUCUAACGAUGUUUUUAUGUCUUACACACGUGUAACUUGCUUUUUUGUUGAACUGGUUUUAUAUUCGUCCAUCCAGCUGUUCAGGUUUCAGUGUGAAGAGUUAAUUUUUUUUUCCGUGAAAAACUUUUGGAUGUCAUUCCCGUUUGUACCUCUGGUUUUUAUCUGCAUGAGUAAAGGUGUGUGUAUCUCGCCUCCUUUUCUUUUUGGUUUCUAAAUUCUGCUCAUGUAAAGAAAGGACAUAUUUGCACUCCCUCAGAGUAAUGCAAUAUGACAAUGAUGCGUUUAUUUUUCUGGAACUUCAGUCGAGGCUGUUUUCAGCUCAGAACAGCGAGUUCAUGGGUCAGAUUGAGACCCAUGACCAGUUUUUGAGGAUGUAACACUGAGUCAAUAUGUGAUCAUGUACCUGAAAUAAAACCAGUGUCAUCUUCUGUUCUGUUCAUAUGUAAACUAGUCAUCAUUGUGGCUUAACAUUUUCUAUGCUCCUGACAUUUUUCUUUUCUUUUUUUUGACGCUUUAGCUAGCAAUAUGUAUAUAAAUAUAUUCUAUGUGCUAACAUGGAGGAAAUAAAUGUAUCAACAAGAUCCUGUGUUUCCUUUUUUGAUUUUUUU